AGAAGGAAGAACCAAAACCAAAACAAAAACAAAACAAAACGUUUUUUUGCUGAGAAAUCACGGCUGAAUCUUCUUCUAACUAAACUAACUAAACUAAAGUUAGAUUUGCUUUGUUCGUCCAACUGUUGCUUAUCGGCUGCUGUAAUCGGAAUUCAAGAUCGCGAAGAAGAUUCGGUUCAAAGUGCACCAACCAAGUGUAAAAAUUCCGGAACAGACUCAGCUGCGGGAGCGGCUGAUGUGUUUGCGUUGCACGUCAAGCCCCAAUUUUUGUGAAAGGGUGUUGAUCCCCCAACAAGGCCCCACUCCCAGCUGCUGUGAACAGCUGUGAGGCGAUGAGACCGUAGACUUUAUCGCGCAAACCUUCCACCAACUUUACUGCGUGAUCUCUGUAUGACUCAUCGCAGAGUCUUCCGGCCAGCUAGUAUCCACCGUGGACUUGGUUGGUGAGAAAGCACGGGAAUGAUUGCACAGAAUAACGUCCGCAGCACAAACAACGAUCCGGUGGAAUCAUCAGAAUCGUCACCGAUUACGGGAUCCGCGGGAUCGGGUGCCGGAGCCUCGCGACUGUUUCGACAUUUUGGAAGUCUCUUUUCACCGCCCGCCCCCAGCACCGAUCCGGCAGGAUAUGUCGAGUUCGGUAGUAUAUCGGACCCCUCGGCCAGUUCUGGCCGCACGUUGGGCACGUUUGCGGGCGUCUUUUGUCCCGUGGCACUGUCCAUGUUCAGCGCAUUGGUCUUCAUUCGCGUUGGUUUUAUCGUGGGCAACGCUGGCCUGUACGUGACGCUGCUUCAGUUUCUCAUCGCUUAUGUCAUUCUGCUAUUUACGGUCUCCUCUGUCUGCGCGAUCUCCACCAAUGGUGCUGUGGAGGGCGGAGGCGUAUAUUUCAUGAUAAGCCGAACUCUUGGCCCAGAGUUCGGAGGAUCGAUCGGCACGCUCUUCUUUCUGGCAAAUAUAGUUGGCUGUGGUUUGGCCAUAUCGGGAUGCGCAGAAGGUAUCAUACAGUCGUUUGGACCAACGGGCGAUGCUGGCACCAGUGGCUCGAUACCGGAUGGACGAUGGUGGCGCUUUCUCUACUGCAGCUCAAUCAACACGCUCAUGCUGAUAGUGGUGCUGAUAGGGGCAGAAAUGUUCGCCAAAACGUCUGUGGUUAUCCUCGGAGUCGUGGUUGUGUGUUUGCUCUCAACCUACGUUAGUUUCCUAACACAGGGCCCGAUAGACGUGCCGCUACCGCAUGAGAAUCAUCUCGUCAACUUCACCUCGGCCUGGUAUACUGGCCUACAGGCCGAUACAUUAUGGGCAAACCUGUACAGCAACUACACCAAAGAUUACACCUCGAACGGAAAUCAGGUGAAUUUCGCUGUCGUGUUUGGUGUCCUGUUUUCUGGCGUCACGGGCAUCAUGGCGGGCGCUAACAUGUCUGGCGAACUGAAGAAUCCGUCCAAGAGCAUUCCUGCUGGCACGUUGUCGGCGGUACUGUUCACUUUCCUCUGCUAUAUGGCACUAGCCGUCCUGAUGGCGGCUACCACGACUAACACGUUGCUGCAAAACAAUUUCCUCUUUCUGGCACCCAUUAAUCUGUGGCCAAGCUUUGUGACGAUCGGUAUCCUUACUGCAACCUUUUCGACAGGCUUAAGCAACCUGAUUGGUGCCAGCCGUGUGAUGGAGGCACUAGCCAAGGAUCGCGUAUUUGGACCUCUGAUGAGCUUUGUCGUUAAAGGCACAUAUAAAGCAAACCCAAUCGCAGCGGUGAUCGCAAGCUGGGUUUUGGUGGAAGCAAUUCUAUUGAUUGGCUCACUGAACACCAUCGCCCAAAUCAAUUCGGUGCUUUUCAUGCUUGCAUAUCUCGCCACGAACCUGGCUUGCCUGGGUAUCGAAAUCACGGGGGCACCGAAUUUUCGUCCAACGUACAAAUAUUUCACCUGGCAUACGGCAUUCAUCGGUCUGCUAGGUACCGGUAUAAUGAUGUUUGUGAUCAACUCCAUCUACGCGCUGUCCAGCAUUAUACUGUGCAUGUUUCUCGUGAUUGCUUUGCACUUGUUUUCGCCUGCCUCACAGGGGGCGCAGUGGGGUUCGAUAUCUCAGGCCCUUAUGUUCCAUCAGGUACGCAAGUACUUGCUGAUGCUGGACUCCCGGAAGGAUCACGUCAAGUUUUGGCGUCCGCAGAUGUUACUGCUUGUUUCAAGUCCCCGCUCCUGCUGUCCGUUAAUACAUUUCGUAAACGACAUGAAGAAGGGAGGCCUGUACGUGAUUGGGCACGUGAAGGUGGGUGAAUUCGCUGAUAACGACUCAUCGAGUGAUCCAACUAUAGAAGAGUACACGCAGUGGCUUUCACUGGUCGAUCAUAUGAAGGUGAAAGCGUUCGUAGAGCUGACGCUCUCUAGAACCGUUCGUGAAGGUAUACAGCAUCUCAUUCGAAUUGCCGGGAUGGGUGCAAUGAAGCCCAACACCACGAUCCUUGGUUUCUACGAUGAGGAACAAUCAAGGGACUUUUUUGAAUUCGAGGAAUCACCGUACAGAACCAACGAGUUCGAUGGUAAUGGGGUCAAGUUGUUCCCGUACCGCAAGAGCGGAGAAACGAAGGCUUUGGAAGCCAUGGAGUAUGUGCGUAUCAUUGACGAUGUUUUGCGAAUGAAAAAAAAUCUCUGCCUGUGCCGACAUUUUCAUCGGCUGGAUAAACAAAUGAUAGCACGUAACAACCACAUUCGCUACAUCGAUGUUUGGCCGGUUAACAUCUUCGAUCCAAAGAACGAAGAUCCAUUUGAUGUUGUAUCGCAGUUCAUGAUGCAGCUCGCAUGUAUUAUUAAUAUGCUGCCGGUUUGGAAAAAACUGGAACUGCGCGUUUUCCUGUGCGAAUCGGAGACUGUUCCGGAGAAUAGCACCUCUUUUGAUCGCCCGGCUGAGCACAGAUUGGACCAACGUUUGAAACUGUUGAGAAUCUCGGCCACCAUCCAUAAGAUUGCCGAUUGGAAUAAGGAUAUUGAUUUUGCCAAGCAUCGUAAUAUUCUUAAACAAUUCACCGGCAAAACGGAUAGCAACCAAGUGAUGGCAGAGGAGAAUAUCAAUCGCUCGAAAUUGUACAUGCAAAGAAUUAAUCAAAUUAUACGCGACAAGUCAAACGCAACGGCUGUGACUUUUAUGUAUCUUCCAACUCCACCGGCUUCAGCAUCGGUUGAUUAUACCCAAAAGUGUCACCAUUAUCUGGACCUGCUAACCGAACUCACGUUUGAUCUUCCGCCCACAAUACUGGUGCAUGGCAUAGAUGAUGUCACAUCUACCACUCUGUAGGCGGAUGAACGGCCCUUCUGAAUGUGCAUUAACUGUUUCUUAACAUGCAAAUAGUUGUAAGAAAUAGCCGUGUUGGUUUACACAAUCGGCUCUCCACUAGGUGGAAAUGAUAUCGUAGUAUCGGGCUCAAACGCCACCGAUGAACAGAAGAUGUAAACAUUCUUACAAUUUAGGAAAAAAAACGUAUGGGUAUUCUUUUACCAGUUACGCAAUGAGUUUAUGAUAUUGUUUAGCUCAUUUUAAAUGAUAUUUAUCCAUCCACCGUAUCAUAAUGAAACCGAUGUAAUUCCAAUCAAACUAUUGUUAGAAGUUGGGGCAAACGUUCCUUUCAAAUGGUACUCUCAUGAUUUACAGCAACAUGCGUUAAGCUAUAAUUAUCCUCACCGAUUGUGUUUCUUUUCGUGAAUUAUGUUCUUCUCGUACGUUUAGUAUUAUGCCGAGCGCGUAGGAAUUAUACAAAUAAUCGGCUGAUGUACGGUUUAACCUCUCAGUGCUUUUCACCCCCGUGUAUACUACUAGAGAAAUGAGAAAAACAAUAAAUGUACACUAAUAUAGUA
Molecule: messenger RNA, 3842 nt
Organism: Anopheles darlingi
Lineage: Eukaryota; Metazoa; Arthropoda; Insecta; Diptera; Culicidae
Product: solute carrier family 12 member 9
Exons: 7
Coding region: 460-3285 (941 amino acids)
Biological process (GO): chloride ion homeostasis; potassium ion import across plasma membrane; chloride transmembrane transport
Cellular component (GO): membrane
Molecular function (GO): potassium:chloride symporter activity
Source: RefSeq, a predicted model, not a curated record